Molecule: messenger RNA, 489 nt
Organism: Parastagonospora nodorum SN15
Lineage: Eukaryota; Fungi; Ascomycota; Dothideomycetes; Pleosporales; Phaeosphaeriaceae
Exons: 2
Coding region: 1-489 (162 amino acids)
Source: RefSeq, a predicted model, not a curated record
AUGUCCUCACACAUUCCCGUACAGGCACUCAUCUUCGAUCUUCGAAUUGGGCGAUGUUCUUUUCAGAGGGUCUCGAAAUACAAGAACCACCGUCUCACCCUCGGUGAUUGGAAAUACAGCCUCGUCACCUCCUUGGCACCUAUACGCAUGUGGCCAUCUGUCUCAACUCAGCAACUCGGCCUCGAUGCUUCCGAGAUGGCUGAAGUAUUUGUUCAGGUACACGUUUCUUUGCAGCCAGACGCCGCUGUUUGUGACUCCUUGGGCAUAGAUUGUUGCAUGGAUCGCCAGGCGCUGCUUCGCCUACAACAUCGAGAUAGUAGUUGGGAGCUGGGCUGGAUGUACAGAUAUGGAUCGCCAGGCUUGCAGAUCGGGAAUCAGGGCGUUACGGUAGCCAUGUUUUUGAAGGCUCUCCUGUCCCAGAGGUCCUUGCCAGCUAUGGUUUGUGAAGCCCCGUUGAUGGAGGAUAUUGCUCUCAUAACCUACGCCUGA